AUGGUCGGUGGUACAGAAGAUGUUUACUGCACGAUGGUAAUCACAGAUUCUUAUCUGGCAGGCGCAGCAGUACUUGCGCAUUCCCUUAGAGACAACGGUACCAAGAAGAAGCUGGCCGUACUCGUCACACCCGAUUCACUACGAGCAAGCACUCUCACCGAACUCAAGUCCUUGUACGACUAUGCUAUCCCCGUGGAGCGCAUCAGCAGCCCCAAUCUCGCAAACCUCCACCUCAUGAACCGCGGUGACCUGCGCGAUGCUUUCACCAAGAUCAACCUUUGGCGCCAAACGCAAUUCCGUAAGAUCGUCUACCUUGACGCCGACACAGUCGCUCUACGCGCGCCUGACGAACUCUUCGACAUUGAGGCAUCCUUUGCCGGCGCACCAGAUGUCGGCUGGCCCGAUGCUUUCAACACCGGAGUCAUGGUUCUCAAGCCACACAUGGGAGAUUACUGGGCAUUGAAGACCCUGGCUGCUACGGGCGACAGCUUUGACGGUGCUGAUCAAGGUCUGCUGAACCAGUACUUUGAGCACAAGAACUGGCACCGCCUGAGCUUCAUCUACAAUUGCACACCCAGCGCAAACUACCAGUAUGAACCCGCAUACCGUUACCACAAGUCGAGAAUUGCCAUGGUCCAUUUCAUUGGAAAGAACAAGCCUUGGACGGUAGCCAGAUCGCAGGGUGCAGCACCCGGAGCCUACAACGAGCUUCUGUAUCGCUGGUGGGCUGUCUACGACAGACACUUCAAAGAGCCAGUUGCUGAGUACACAUCGGGCCGCUAUUCGCCUGCAUCCUCCCCCAUCGCUGCCCCCGAGGCUUCCGUGCUUGCUGUAGAAGGUGAUCCUGCUGAGCAGAGAGAGCUCGGAGAAGAGUUCGGCCAAGGUCGCGCAGAGCCGACCCCAACUGCGGAGCAAAGAAGAUUCACGGCACCGCAGGCAGAGUGGGAUGCUACUCGUAUGGAGCCGCCUACCGACUCAAAGCCAGAAGCAGCAAACUUCCCCACCACGACUUAUGCCUUUAACCAAGACAAGGAUUUCUUCCGCCCUCCCAAGGCCUAUCCUGAGCCCCCCAAGGACAUGUGGUAUGAGGUACCCAAGACAAAGCCUGAUCCGGCUGCCAGACCCAAGCCCAUCUUCCCCUGGGAAGAGCGACAGGAUACGAGACCCACCAGAAAGUUUGUCGAGGAUGUCGACUCUCCCGACUCGGUGCCCCAGCCCGGAGUCACCAUUCCAUCUGCCGACUACACGUCUAGCCUCAACAACAGCCCGGCUACCCCUAUCAUCAAAAUCACAACCGAUGACCCAUGGCAAGACUACACCUCGAACGCUAAGAACGCAUGGGAUGACAUCGCCGGCAUUGACGCAUACAUCCGGAAGUUCAAUGACCAGCAAUUCAAGUCUCGUACCAACUCGACUCAGAUACAGUCUCCUUCGACAAACACUCAAUUCGAGCGCAGAGAAAGCCUGAUACUGACUGACUUCCCCACCGAGCUGGAACGUCCAAGUCUGCCUGUCACUCCAGCCCCCAUCCGCAGAACUAACUUCUGGGCAAAUGAAAGAAACAACAACGGACAGCUCCCCUCGGCUGAGGGUGUGCCCGAACAGGCUGACUGGGAUCCAACUGAGAAGCUCGAGGAGCUGAGACGCGGCUCCGUUACCAUGCCGCUUGAUCUGAAGAUGCCUGAGAAGAAGAUCCCUAGCCGAGCAAUGCCGUCGACCGCACCCGCUUUCUAUGAGAAGACUACCGCCACUUCCAGCACCCAGGGCAGCAACACCCAAGCCGGUCCUUCGUCUUCGCCCUCCGCCCCUAGUACCACACCUCAGUUCAACAACCCCGGUUUCUCCAACUCCAGCUCAAACUCCAAGGCAGAGGAUGUCCUGAGCCCUACCGAGCAUGGUUCGCGUCAAUUCUAG
Aureobasidium pullulans EXF-150 is the source of this 1914-nucleotide messenger RNA. RefSeq names its product nucleotide-diphospho-sugar transferase. Gene Ontology annotation, molecular function: glycosyltransferase activity. The transcript has 7 exons. The coding region runs from base 1 to 1914 and encodes 637 amino acids. Gene Ontology annotation, cellular component: cytoplasm. NCBI's taxonomy places the organism in Eukaryota, Fungi, Ascomycota, Dothideomycetes, Dothideales, Saccotheciaceae. The record is from RefSeq and is a predicted model, not a curated record.